AUGAGUAAUCAUUCAGCGCAGGAAAUUCUCCAGCAACUUCGUGACAAAGAAACAUGCUGCAAAAAAGACCUGAGCAAAGUUGCACGAGCGUCAGAUGUAAAUCUGGAAACGUUCUUUCUCAUGCAUUUGGAGGCAACGGAACGUUUGCACCUAGUCAGUAACAGUGACUCGUUAUGUCGAGCGGCGUUUUGGAGCUCGAUAGUGCAACGUGCUUCGCAGUGGACAUCGCUGGACAACGCGGACGACAUUCUGCAACGGUUGUUACACGAUAACCUUAUUGAUCUAACGGAAACCACUGAGGAUGUUAUAGCGGCGCUUAACCGCUAUGGCUACAACCUUAUUCUACUGGACGAUAUUUUCAAGCUUUUGAAACCGGAGAAGAAAACACUACAGUACUACGAGCGGCUUUCCGAAGUACAGCGGAAAGUUCGCCGAGUAUGUGACGCAACUCUUAGCGAUCCGGAUUUAUAUGCAUCCAGCAACUGCAAGCUGUGUGGUUGCCAAAAUUAUUGCAACCAAAUACGUCAAGUGUGCGACGAUUGUUUUGACGAAUGCUGCGGUGUAAUGUAGGCUA
Paramacrobiotus metropolitanus is the source of this 574-nucleotide messenger RNA. RefSeq lists its product as uncharacterized. The record is from RefSeq and is a predicted model, not a curated record. NCBI's taxonomy places the organism in Eukaryota, Metazoa, Tardigrada, Eutardigrada, Parachela, Macrobiotidae. The transcript has 2 exons. Bases 1 to 570 code for a protein of 189 amino acids.